This is a messenger RNA of Salvia miltiorrhiza (redroot sage), 1909 nucleotides long. Its product is annotated as pentatricopeptide repeat-containing protein At4g36680, mitochondrial. The record is from RefSeq and is a predicted model, not a curated record. Lineage: Eukaryota; Viridiplantae; Streptophyta; Magnoliopsida; Lamiales; Lamiaceae. The transcript is spliced from 2 exons. The coding region runs from base 213 to 1478 and encodes 421 amino acids. Gene Ontology annotation, molecular function: protein binding.
AAACGGGAACUGAAAAACUUGGAAACUUGGGGUAUUCGAACCUUUUGCCUAAUUAAAAUGUUUGAUUUCCCCUUCAAAAAAAAAAAAAAAUUAAAAUGUUUGAUUAUUUUAAAGGAUUUGUAUUUGGGGAGAGGUGAGUGUUAGCUGCUGCUGCUUCAAUCCUUAAACCCUCACCCAUUUUAUCUCACUUUACUCAAAAACCCUAAAUUACAAUGUCUCUCUACCUCGCUCUUCGCCGUGCGCGCCACCUCUCAACCAUCGCCGCCGCCGCCGCCGAGCCUGCCACCGCCAAAUUCGCAAACAUCUCUGAAGCUAAGAAGCGGCUUAGAAAAGUAUACGAUCCCGACGAGGCAAUCAAAGUCUACUCCUCCUUCGCCGGCGCCAAUGACGCCGCCGCCCCACCGGCCUCCGCCCGCCACAUCCAGGUGCUGGCGGUCCGCCGCCUUGCCAAAUCCCACCGUUUCUCCGACAUCGAGGCCUUCCUCGAAUCCCUCAAAUCCAAUCCCCAAAUCACCGAGGAGCCCUUCGUCUCCUCUCUCAUCAAAUCUUACGGCGUCGCCGGAAUGAUCGACAAUGCGCUCACUACUUACAAUCAGAUGACUGAUUUCGGUACCCCUCGCUCGACUCUAUCCUUCAAUGCUCUCCUCAAAGCUUGUAUUAACUCCAAGGCUUAUGAUCGCGUGCCUCUUUAUUUCAAUGAAUUUCCGGAAAAGUUUGGUUUGGUGCCCGAUAAAUUUUCGUAUGGAAUGUUGAUUAAGGCUUAUUGUGAGAUGGAAUCGCCUGAGAAGGCGAAGGAGACGCUGGGUGAAAUGGAGAAGAAGGGGGCUGAGAUUGGAGCGGUAUCAUUUAGCACAAUUUUACUCGCGUUGUAUAAGAUUGGGAGGGUUGAUGAGGCUGAAGCAUUUUGGGAUGAAAUGGUGAAGGAAAAGGGGAUCAAAUUGGAUGCGGGGUCUUACAAUGUGAAGCUUUCACAAAUUCGUGAUAAGCCAGAAGCUUUGAAAGCUAUGAUUGAGGAAAUGCAGAACGCUGGUAUAAAUCCUGAUUGCAUAAGCUUCAACUAUUUGAUCACUUCCUACUGUGUAAAUGGUAUGAUGGAUGAAGCGGAGAAGGUAUGUGGAGAUCUGUUGCAGGCAAAAGGAGGCAGGGCGAAUGCUACCACUUUUAGGACUAUGGUGUUCUAUUUGUGUAAGGCAGGGCGGUAUGUGAAAGCGUAUGAGAUCUUUAAGAAGAGUGUGAAAGUGGGCAAGAUUCCCGAUUUCAACACAUUGAAGUAUUUGGUUACGGGGUUACACAAAAUGGAGCGUAUGGUUGAGGCUAAAGCUAUGGUUCGGACUAUGAAUAAAAAGUUCCCUCCUGAUCUGUUGAAGGCUUGGGGCAAACUCGUGGAUGAGCUUGGUUUGACUCGUGUUGGCACAGAGGAGGUUGCCGCUAGCAAGGUGGAAAAAGGAGCUGGUUCUGAUGUUGAAUCGGAGAAGUAAGAGAGGCCAAUGGAUUGCUGGAAAGGUGUUCGACUGCACGGGGACUGGUUAGCAAGAGGAAACUUGUCUUUCAGACGUGCAGACAUGCUGAGAAUUGCAGAUCUGGACCAAGGCUAGGGGGCGACUCCAGGUUAAGUCUUUCGUCUACAUCAUUUUUCAUGUUCUGGCACGCCUAUUGUGUUCUUUGGGAGGUACACCUUAAAUUGUUGCCAUUUCAACAACGAAAGUUUGAUUGAGGGUUUUUGAAGCCAAUGAUUGUCCCCCCAUUUUGUUAAUUAUGUCGUCCAAUAGUAAUAAUGAUAUCUCUAAUAUUGUUAGUUUUUGAAUAUGUUCCAAGUCCUAUUGGUUUUCUCUAGGGUUUUACCUAAAAAAUCUCAUUUUAAUUGAGAAGCAUAUUCAUCUUUGACGAAUUCAUUAUCCUUUCAUAGUUA